Medioppia subpectinata is the source of this 1794-nucleotide messenger RNA. Lineage: Eukaryota; Metazoa; Arthropoda; Arachnida; Sarcoptiformes; Oppiidae. The record is from the annotation of a GenBank genome assembly.
AUUAAAUUACAAUACGAUUGUGUGAAACCCUCCCAUCCUUGAGAUUUUUCAACCAAGAGUUGUUUUAUACCAGAUUAGGUACUGGAGAUUCGCUGAUAAGUAAAACCAAAAUUACAUUAACGGUAUAUAUAAGGCAUAGAAUGAGAAGGAAUUAUAAAUAGUUUGAAAUAUUUCUCUCAUAGUUUCAAAAGUCAUCACAACUUCACAAAUAUAAACUUCAACAAUGAGUCCAACCAUCAAAUAUACUCAGAUAUUUAUAAACAACGAGUGGCACAAUUCGGUCAGCGGUAAGACAUUUCCGACCAUAAAUCCGGCCAACAAUGAAAAGUUGGCAGAUAUUCAAGAGGCAGAUGAGGUAUGUGUGUUGUCCACCGAGUUAUCCAUUAAAUCACUAAUCAUUGAUGACUACCCGAAGGCCGAUGUAGACAAAGCGGUGAAAGCGGCCCAAAAGGCCUUUGAAUUGGGCUCUGAGUGGCGGACAAUGGAUGCCUCGCAGAGGGGGCGCCUCAUCAACAAACUCGCGGAUCUCAUUGAACGCGACCGACAGAUAAUUCUGGACCUCGAGGUAGCAGAUGUGGGCAAACCUGUGGGUGAGGCACAGUUCGACAUCGACGGUGUCAUUGGGACACUUCGGUACUACGCCGGGUGGGCCGACAAAGUGCACGGCAAUACCAUACCGGCCGACGGCCCGCAGUUUGCAUUCACCCGAUUGGAGCCAAUCGGCGUUUGCGGCCAAAUAAUACCCUGGAAUUACCCGAUGGUAAUGCUGUCGUGGAAGUUCGGUCCGGCGUUGGCCACCGGCAACACCAUUGUCUUGAAACCGGCGGAACAGACACCGCUGUCAGCUCUGCACACCGCGGCUCUGGUGAAAGAGGCCGGCUUUCCGCCCGGCGUUGUAAACGUAGUGCCCGGUUAUGGACACACAGCCGGUGCCGCUCUGGCCAAACACCCGCACGUCGAUAAGAUAGCCUUCACGGGCAGCACAGAAGUGGGCAAAUUGAUAGUACAGGCGUCCACUGUCAACAUGAAACGUGUGACCCUCGAGAUGGGCGGCAAAUCACCGGUAGUGGUCACCGAAGACUACGAUCUGGAUGAGGCCGUGCAAAUCGCUCACGACGCUUGUUUCGCCAACGCCGGCCAGUGCUGUUGUGCGGGCACCCGUACGUACGUCCACGAGUCCAUCUAUGACCAGUUCGUGAAGAAGUCCGCAGAGUUGGCCAAAAAGCGAUUGGUUGGCGACCCGACCAAAGAGGACACAAUUCAGGGGCCGCUCAUCGACGACACGCAGACCAAGAAAGUGCUGGAACUGAUCGAAGGCGGCAAAAAGGAGGGCGCGGUUCUGGUCACUGGUGGCACACGACUGGCCGGCAAAGGGUUCUUCGUGGCCCCCACUGUGUUCGCCAACGUUACCGAUAAUAUGAAGAUCGCUCGCGAAGAGAUCUUCGGACCCGUACAGCAGCUGCUGAAGUACAGCACAAUGGAUGAAGUGAUCCGCCGGUGCAACGACUCCCGUUACGGUCUCGGCUCCGGUAUACUGACCAACGACCUGAACAAAGCCUUGCAGUUCGCGCAGGGAGUGAAGGCCGGAUCAGUUUGGGUCAACUGUUACGACACGGCCAGCGUUCAGACACCGUUCGGCGGCUAUAAGAUGUCCGGACACGGGAGGGAAUUGGGCGAAGACGGCAUCAAAGAGUACACUGAGGUCAAGGCUGUGACCAUUAAGAUAGCGGUCAAGAAUUCAUAAACACAUCCCUUUAAUUAUAUCACACUUUAAAAAAGUGUUCAAAAAUCUCA